Haliotis rubra (blacklip abalone) is the source of this 2077-nucleotide messenger RNA. RefSeq names its product SWI/SNF-related matrix-associated actin-dependent regulator of chromatin subfamily D member 1-like. The record is from RefSeq and is a predicted model, not a curated record. Gene Ontology annotation, cellular component: SWI/SNF complex; nucleus. The transcript is spliced from 18 exons. Gene Ontology annotation, biological process: regulation of transcription by RNA polymerase II. NCBI's taxonomy places the organism in Eukaryota, Metazoa, Mollusca, Gastropoda, Lepetellida, Haliotidae. The coding region runs from base 79 to 1641 and encodes 520 amino acids.
UUUGUGUUUACCAUUUCCGGUUAUGUCGGUGAACGAGUGGAUGUUUUAUUCUUAUAUUUGUGCAUAAUUCCAUUCAUCAUGCAGCAACCACCACCACAACGAUAUCCUUCGCAGGGUCCACCCAUGAGACCACCAUAUACCCAGGCUAGUUACCCCCAGGGUCCUCCUCGACCAGGCUACCCACCAGGACCCCAGAUGGGUGGUGGCCCUCGCAUGAUGGCCGGGCCAGGCAUGCCCCCACACCCUGUGUUCCCAGCCUCCACAUCUUCCUCUACUACAACCACCAAAGGCGCCAGUAGUAGCAAGGCCAAAGACACCGCCAGUAUGCCCCGCCCAGGAAUGUCGCCCAUGUCCCACGGCCCUCCACCAGGGAUGUCCACCAUGGAUAGGAAGAGGCCAGCCCCGCCUGACCCAAGGACAGCGCAUCAGUUAAAGGCUAAGAAGAAAAAGAAGAUAGCUGAUAAGAUUUUACCCCAACGAGUGCGAGAUUUGGUGCCUGAGUCACAGGCAUACAUGGACCUGCUGGCUUUUGAACGCAAGCUGGAUGCCACUAUUAUGAGGAAGAGGUUGGACAUCCAGGAAGCACUCAAGCGUCCUAUGAAACAAAAGAGAAAGUUGAGGAUCUUCAUCUCAAACACAUUCUAUCCCCCUAAGCCUGAAGGAGAGGAUGGAGAGGAGUCGGUGCCAAGCUGGGAGCUGAGAGUGGAGGGGAGACUGCUAGAGGACUCUGCAACAGCCAAGCUGAGUGAUGCCAACAAAGUCAAGAGGAAGUUCUCCUCCUUCUUCAAGAGUCUGGUGAUCGAGCUGGACAAAGAUCUGUAUGGCCCAGACAACCAUCUUGUGGAGUGGCAUCGUACACCCAACACACAGGAGACGGAUGGCUUCCAGGUGAAGAGACCAGGGGACCAGAAUGUCAAGUGUACCGUGCUGUUGAUGCUGGACUACCAGCCAAUGCAGUUCAAGUUGGACCCCCGACUGGCCCGCUUACUGGGGAUCCACACCCAGACCCGGCCCGUCAUCAUCAACGCCCUGUGGCAGUACAUCAAGACACACAAGCUGCAGGAUGAGCAUGAGCGGGAGUACAUCAACUGUGACCGAUACCUUGAACAGAUAUUUGAGUGCAAGCGAAUGAAGUUUGCAGAGAUUCCUGCCAAGCUACACCCUCUCCUGAUGCCACCAGACCCCAUCGUCAUUAACCACAUCAUAACAUUUAACCCGUUUUCCAGAGUUGAAGGUCCAGACGCCAAGAAGACAGCCUGCUAUGACAUUGACGUGGAAGUGGACGACACCUUGAAGCAGCAGAUGAACUCCUUCCUCCUGUCCACUCAGAGUCAGCAGGAGAUUGCCUCUCUCGACAACAAGAUCCAUGAGACAGUGGAGACAAUCAACCAGCUCAAGACCAACAGAGAGUUCUUCCUCAGCUUUGCCAAGGAUCCCCAGGAAUUCAUCAACAACUGGCUCAUCUCUCAGACAAGAGACCUAAAGAGCAUGACAGACGUGGUGGGUAACCCAGAGGAGGAGAGGCGCUCUGACUUCUUCUACCAGCCUUGGUCACAGGAGGCCGUGUGCAGAUACUUCUACAGCAAGGUUCAACAACGGCGCACUGAACUGGAGCAGGCACUGGGUAUCCGCAACACUUAGAUCUGCAGCAUCGACUGGCACAGCAUCAGCUGACACAGCAUCGACUCCAUCACUCCUGCAACAUCCUUCUCACCUGACACCACCUGGAUAGGAUCUGUGUCAUCCUGGUGGAAACUUGGUUGAACACCAGAAUGGGAUAACUGGAUCUCAUGAGUUUACUCUGUGGUUCUUUUAUGAACAUAAAAUGUAUUGUUACCAGGCACAUGUUUUUAUAAUCUCUGAGAUGUAAGAAUGUAAGAUGGGUGUCUAAAUCCAAAAGGUAUAAUAGAGAUUGUCAUAGCGAACCCAGAUAUUUUAUGAACAAAAGUGAAUGAAUUAAUCAAAAGUCAGCAUCAUAGCCAUUACCAUUCUUCAUACAUCUGUCACUGUUGACAGUUGACCUUCAUCAUGCUUCAGUAAUCAUGUACCUUCAGAAUAAAGUCCACUUCAUAUCUCA